AUGAAGGCAACUCUCCCUGGCAAUAUGCUACCGUGUCCAAGAAUUUGCUCUGCAUGUGAAGAAAGAUAUUCCCGCAAACUGUAGCGUAGCGGUCAAUUGCGUGAGUUCGUUAACGCUCGUAUUCAAAAGAGUGCAAAUGGAGCAAUAGACACAGUAUGAGGCGUAUACGUAAGACAAACAGUGACUGAUAAGCAACGUUUCUGUUACGAAAAAGCAAAGAAAAGAAAAACAAGGAAUAAAUGCAGAAAAGAGCACUUGUCAGUUGCGUAGUUCUUCGCAUGUCUUUCGUUCCGUUUUAGCUGCUUCAAAUGUGAGCUUAAUCCCAGUACUAAUGCGGACCUGCCAACUCUUUUAUGUUCCAGACACCUCGUCGGUAGCUCCAAUGUUUGUGUCGGUGCAGGUAGAUGACGUGAGCAACUUUAACGAACGGAUAAUGCGUUUCACUGUGAUGAUGACAACCUAUAAUACCUACUGGGCCGGGUGCACCUGGUUGAAGAAAGCAUCAUACCCGUAUGCGCGGCUUCCUCCAGACGAUGAGGUCAUGAACAGAGGAUAUGAUUUGUCGGCCUUCAGACCGGACACGUUUAUUGAGGAAGCUGUCAACGUGCACGUGGUGCCCUCUAUGGAGAGGCUCGAGAACAUCUACAAAUACCAAGAUCACGUCAAUUUUUCCCAACUAAAGUACUGCUUACACGUCAUGAAAGCUAGGUUGAACGCCACUAUCGCCUGCUUGAUGAAUUUUCGUUACUUCCCUAUGGACACCCAGACAUGCACCGUGACCAUACGGAGUUAUGCAUAUCCUAAACACAUCCUGGAGUACAGGUGGUCCGGCGACAAUUUGCACUUAGACGAUGAUCGACUUCGUGUACCAGAGUACCAUGUUACCUUAUCCAAAGCUGAUCAAGCGCCAAGCAGUGAGAAUGACGGUGGGUGCUUUGCAAUAUACAAUGAGCUUCCAUACACACUUUUUUCUGAAUCACUUUUUGUCUUUCUUUGA
Molecule: messenger RNA, 997 nt
Organism: Dermacentor andersoni
Lineage: Eukaryota; Metazoa; Arthropoda; Arachnida; Ixodida; Ixodidae
Product: gamma-aminobutyric acid receptor subunit beta-3-like
Biological process (GO): monoatomic ion transmembrane transport
Cellular component (GO): membrane
Molecular function (GO): extracellular ligand-gated monoatomic ion channel activity; transmembrane signaling receptor activity
Source: RefSeq, a predicted model, not a curated record